AUGGCCAGACUCAACGAAGCUCCUCUGCCGACAGAGAGCGUUGAUGCUCUAAAGCGCCGCUUUGUACGACAGAACCGCGAGCUCGCCAAGUAUGCGCCUCUACCUCCAAACCUCGACCUUCGUGAAGACAUUGUCCACCUCCAGACCCAACUGUCCGAGCCUCGCUCCCACACAGACAACUCUGCCCUCGUCUCGGUCAAGGAUCAACUGCAAGCCAAGCUGCUCGAGUUUGGUGCUCUCGUCUCGGAGCUUGGCCAAAUACAAUCUACCCACUCUUCGCUGCCACAAGACAAAUUCUCCGAUCCUUCUUCAUGGCGUCCCGAAAUUGCUGCUGCUAUCCUUUCUGGCCAAGCCCCGAGAAUGCAUGGCAUCGCCGAAGAAGCGUCCUCUCCUGGCGGCUCUCUGCGCAAUCCCUCUCCUGAUAUCGGUCCACCUCCGAUCGUGCACUUCGACACUGAAGAUCCUAUAAAGUUCGAUCCUCUUUGCGCCGACACCGACCAGCCCGAUUAUCCUGAAGACAAUGAACGAGCCAUCUCCGAUCACGAAUCUCUUCCCACCAACCUAUCAGUCAAUCUGGAGACGAGACGGAAGCGCAAGGACUCGAAAGUACAACUGCGCCGAAGCUCGCUGCUCUCGCCAGACCUGGAUGACGACGAACAGCCACAACUCACGCGAACGAGCGCUAAGAGAAAGCUCAGUAUGCGCGAUGUGGAGGACGACGCUGAGAAACGUGUCGUGAAGGAUGAUUUCAAAUUCAGCAGAAGAUCCUCAAUUGCCGCCGACUUCCCAAACACCGAGCCAGCCGCAGCAACGACGAACAAUCUGCAAGAUGUCGAGACACCAGCUUUGUUGCCGGAGCGCAAAGUCUUGGGCAACAAGAGUGUCAACGUUUCACCACGGAAGCUGUCGAGGAGUACCAAAGGCAAGGGGGACUUGAAGAAGGAAGAUGUUCCGCUCAAACCUGCUACAAAAACGACGGACCGCAGGAAGUCGAAGAAUCCAUCGGCCAAAUCAGUCACCAUUGCAGAGACUGAACCAGAGACAAUUAUGCGAACAAUAGAGAUUGCGCUCCCAUCACAGUUGGCCGAGGAAGUCGAAGAUCUGGCGCCCAAAACACCUCUACCGGAAUUCUUCUCGCCCACGCCAUCAGAACCUUCGACAGCAAGAGACGAAGGACGAGAUACACCACCGCCAUCAGGACUGAAAUCGAUGAGCUCGGGACCAGCUGCUCUGAAUGGCGCUAGUAGGCCUUCGCGACGAGCCAGAGCAGCGGUGAACUAUGCGGAACCGAACCUGGUGAGCAAGAUGCGUCGACCCACGGCAGCAAAGGCAGAUGCCGUAGAUGCAAACGGUCGAAGAAUCAGCAGCAACAUUACGACGUCGGAGAAAAAGACUAUGAGGACUGUUAUUAUCAAAGGAGACGACAUGACUGGAUGUUUGACACGAGAUAUGGGCUCUGAAGCACCGAGUCCGCUAGGUCAAAAAGUUGACAGAGAGCAUGAACGAUCGUUUGAAGGGAACAAGAUUCCUUCAGCAUCUGGAAGAGCCAUAUCAGCCUUGAUGGCAGGAUCUAAAAAGCAAGAGAAGGAAGUAAGCGAAGACGCGGGAGUGUAUGAGCUGAAGGAUUCGUCGGACGUGGAAGAGAGUGCUGCAGGCAAGAAACGAAACAGCCGGCGGCACUCUUCGAUGACUGACGGCAGUGAAAGGUGCAGCUUCGGCGCAGAGCACCAAGACGAAGGCCAGCCAGCAGCGGAGAAGCAGGAGGACGAAGCGCAAGAGACUGUUCGCAAAGCACCCCGAUCAGCACGAGUGGACCGCAGCGGAGCACGCAGACGUAGCAUGAUGGUCUAG
This is a messenger RNA of Aureobasidium uvarum, 1851 nucleotides long. NCBI's taxonomy places the organism in Eukaryota, Fungi, Ascomycota, Dothideomycetes, Dothideales, Saccotheciaceae. The record is from the annotation of a GenBank genome assembly.